Molecule: messenger RNA, 5032 nt
Organism: Carassius gibelio (silver crucian carp)
Lineage: Eukaryota; Metazoa; Chordata; Actinopteri; Cypriniformes; Cyprinidae
Product: coiled-coil domain-containing protein 39
Exons: 23
Coding region: 427-3264 (945 amino acids)
Biological process (GO): inner dynein arm assembly; cilium-dependent cell motility; cilium movement
Cellular component (GO): axoneme
Source: RefSeq, a predicted model, not a curated record
UCAUUUAAAAAAAAAAAAAAGAAAAGUGUGUUUUGCAUGUGAUGCAUUUCUAGUAAAAUGAAUAACUGAAUAAUGCUGAUCUUUAAAAAAAAAAGUAAAAAAAAAAAUAAAAAAGCAAAUCUUCAAAAUUCAAAGGUUAAAGAUUAGUGAAAUGUUUACUAAUGAAACGUUUAGUUGAAAUCUUUAUAAACAUACUGGAUAAAUCCUGUGUAAUAUUUAGAAAGACGUUUUCUUAAAAAAAAAAAAAAAAAACUUAAUUAGCGUCACCUAACGGCCGAAUACGGCACGUCGAUAGUUAGCGUCGUUGCUAGGAAACAAGUCUUGAAAACAACGAUAAACGACGGCGUUUCUAAAUGACUAACGUUAGCCGGUCUAAUAUCAACGAGCCGUUUAAUUUUUACUCCUGAACGUCUCUGAAACAAUAACAUGUCUAACACCCUGUUAGCAGAAGUUGGUUGGGACGCGGGGUUUGCCAUCCCAGUAGCUGACGCAGAGAAUAAAGCAUUAGAAGAGGAGCUUCAGAAGAAGCAAAAGGAGCAAUUAAAUCUCGAGAACAAAAUAAAUAAAACCAAGGAUGUGAUAAAUGCCUUGACUGAACACCUCACACAUCUAAGGCAAGAGGUUUCCCACACUCAGGCAUUGUGCAAAGCCAGAGAGAAGGAGACUGAAUCAGAGGUGCAUUUCAGAGCCCUGGCGGAGCGAGAGACAGGCCGCUUGAAGCAGGAGAUCAGUCAGCUGGAGAAUCAACUGAAAACACUGAAUGAGAAGAAGAACGCACAAGAGAACAGCAUCUUUAAAGCCACUCAGAAGCUUGAUGAACUGAGGAGUCAGCUGAACUGGGAUCAGCAGACCCUGGAGGCCUGGCUGCAGGAAUCAGCUCACAAGGAUGAAGACACCAUGGCCAUCAUCAAGUAUGCCAAGCAGGACGAGAGCAAGAUUCGAGAGUUGACGCUGAACAUUGAGAAGCUGACUCUUGAAGCCAACCAGAAGAGAAAAAACUUGGACAGUGAAGUCACUGAGACUGUUACAGCACAGAUUGCUCUUGACAAGACAGCUGAGAGCUUUCGUCAGGCUCACACUGAGAGACAAGAGCUGAUCAGCCAGUGGGAGAACACCAUUGAACAAAUGAGAAAAAGAGAGCAGGAGAUACAGCAGUGUGCCAUGUCGCAGACAGAGGUGAAUCAAGUGAUUAGAGAGAAGAAUGAUAUGCUCAAAGAGAGGAAGGACUUCAUAGAGCACGAGAUAGAGAACAACAAGGAGCUGGAGAGGAAUAUAAGCACGGCUAAACGUCAAGCGCUUCGACUGAGGCAGCAGCACCAGGAAGAGGAGAGGAACCAAAGACGUCUGCAGGAUGAGGUGGAUGUGCUGAAGGGAACUUCAGACCGAACCGCCACAGAUGUGGAGACCACCAGAUCUCAGUUAACCAGCAUGAGAAAGGACAUUCAGAACACAAUAGCUAAAGUUGAAGAGGCAAAGCUGCAAAACUCUACUCUGAAGGAGAAGCUGCAGUUGGUGAUGGAGGCGGUGCUGGAUGGUGAAGAUCAAGCAGCACAGAUGGAGCAACUGCAUAAAGAACAGGAACAGAACAUCAAAGAGAUCGAUACUCAGCUGCACCGGCAGAGAGAGGUGAUGUUCAGAAAGAGUCAGGAGCUGCAGGGAAUGCGUGAUAAAGAGAAGAACAUCACGGCUGAGAUCUGCGCCACCCGGGCUGCUGUCUCCAACCUGGACAGCGGACUCAGCAAACUGGACCAGAACCUGCUCAAACGGCAGAUGAUCGUCUCCAACCAGGACUUUCAGAUCCAGAUGCUGGAGAGGAAGACUUUACAUUUGCAGGGGAAAGUGAACACAGAGGAGAAGGCAGCUCUGGAGAAGAAGGCCUCUGAUCUGGAAGAAGCUCUAGAGGAAAAGAAUAGGACAGCCACCACCCUCAACACACAGCUGAAGAAACUCCAGGAUGAUAUCCGCUGUGUUAGGAAAGACACCGAGAAGAUCGGAACUGAAAAAAGAGAACUGACCACCAAGAUCAAUGAGCUGGAACUCUUCAUUGACAACUCUGAGAAAGAUCAGAAGAAACUCAGGCUCAAAAAACAGGACAGCAUGGUGGAGAAAGGUCUCCUGAAGUUGGAGGUGCAGCGGCUGAGAGAUCUACUGUAUGACCGAGCAGAUGGAGUGCUGAGCCUGGAGAAGAGACGUCUGCAGCUGCAAACAGCCAUGAAAGAGAGAGAGGAGGAGAUCCGUGUGCACCGAGAGAUGCUUUCUAAACAGAUCAAGCUCACUGAACAGGAGAGACAAGGGCUCAGUGCUGCGGUGAAUGAGAGACUGUUCAAAAUUGAAAAGAUGAGGAAAAGGUAUGAGAUCCUGACUGUUUCUUUGGCUGUACCAGAGGGAGAAGAGGAGAAAUCCCAGGCCUACUUCAUUAUAAGGGCAGCUCAAGAGAAGGAAGAACUCCAGCGGCAAGGGGAUGAUUUGGACAACAAAAUCCGCAAGACAGAGAAAGAGAUCCAUGCAUUGGAGAACACCCUGCAGGUCGUCAACAACUGCAAUACAAGCUAUCGCAAAGCCCUGACCAAAGUCACAGAGUCCAGUCCUGCGCACCAGGAGAAACUGAAGCUGGAGGAGCAGAGACGAGCAGCCGAGGAGAAAUACAAAUACAAGAAACGGCAAAUCCGAGAACUGCAGGAGGACAUUGAGAGCAUGUCCCACACAUUGGAUGGUCUUCUUCAAGAGGAAGCAGUCCAGAAUGAGAGUGUUGAGAAGACUCAAUCCCAUGUGCUCUCUCUCAACAAAGACAUCCUCUCUCAGGAGGAGAAACUCAUUCGAGCCAGCAAACAGUGUGCCAAAUAUGCUAGGGAAAUUCGGUCUGCUAAAAACACCAAUGAGAAGACCUUUGAGGAGCGUGACAUAGAGCUACGAGAACUCAGAGACAUAAAUAAAAGCGUAAAUAAGAUGCUCCUGGAAACCAUGGAGGAGAAUCCUGACCUGUCAUCUGCACUGCAGAUUCGUUUUAUGCAGGCUGGUCUGUCCCUGCCUUCUCCCGCUUCCUCUCCAUCCAGCCGUCUGAGCUCAAAGAUCAACUCAGCCCGCAGUUCUGCUUCACUCCAUCGACCCUCUAAUCCAUCAGCCAGCAGCAGUCCCAGAAGCCCGUCUGUCACGUCCCCCGCAGUGAAGACACUGGGUUUGAGCCUCUCCGUCACGUCCCCACAAGGAUCUCAGCCCCCCAGCGCUGGCAGCAGCAGCAGGAGCAGCGAGUGCAAAAGCCCUUAGACAGAACCAGACACCAGUCUCUCUGAAGACUACAGAAGUUAUGUCUAACUAUACCAGUGCCACCGUUCUUAUUUAAUUACUUCAAUUCAGUGUUUCUUUAAAACGGCUUUGGCUGUUUUAAAUUAUUUUUGUAUGUUUCAAAGAGAACUUUUAGACUUUACUGUAAACACACAGUUUGAUUAUUGAGAUUUUUCUUUUGUCUGGAAGUACAGACUCAGGUCUAGUUUCAUUUUACUACUCACUUUGAUAGGGUUAAAUGGCAGCAACAAGAAAGAAACAAUAAAACCCUACAUUCAUGAAAUGCUUUGGCCCAUGAGAAAUCAAAGGUAUCGGGUGAACAAAUCAGAAAUCAGAUGAACUUGCUUUGUGUUUGUGCCGUCGGAGCUGGGGUGUGUUCAGUCUCAUUAUUCGUGGAAACCCAUGAGACGCAGACCGCCCUCAGACAACCUAGAAACCAGAAGAGCCACUGAACGUUUAUUCAGACACGUUUCUCUUGAAAGAUCAGAAACAUGGAGAAAGUUUGCGUCCUGUUUGUUGGAUUUCUGUGUUUUUCUGUGGGACAGUCGAGCACUACUGUUGAUCCUACAACAACAGAAACAACAUCAGCUCCACCGACAGACAACUGGGCAAUGACUUCUGCACCAUCAACUCAGCAGCCUGUAAUUACUGGCUUGAGAAUAAAUGUCAAAUCUCUGGUUGAUCUGUCCAGUAACUCACCUGAGAUGGAGCUACUUGUGCGUCAGAUUGAAACGUGGAUUCCUUCUCAAUACAAAGCUACAACGUCCAUUACUGUGAGAAGAAUAAAGAAAGGCUCCAUAGCUUUUUAGAAACAUUCAUAUAUUGUGAGCUUGUAUUCAUAUCUCAGCAGGGUCAGAUAUGUAAUUACUAUUGAUAUUUAUCUGUGUAGUUUUAUCAGAGCACAUACAUGAAGGUGAUUUUUAUGUACAUGGAUGCGUUUAUAAAAUUCUUUAAAUCAGCAGUAGUUUCAUAGUACAACAAGGCACAUCUUUAAGAUUAAUUGUUGUUAAUGAAAUACUAUUAAGCUCUAAGUCUGGAGAGCAAAUAAACAGCCUUUUUUCUGAUAAUAGUUUUUGCUUUUGUUCUAUUCAUUUAUUCUAUAUGUAAUAUUUUGACUGUACUAAAUAAAAAUAAAUAAACAACAAAAACCCACCAACCAUAAUAUAUUUGCACAGAUAUUUAGGGAACAUGCUUCAUCCAUAUCCUCUUUUGUCUAAUAAACAAUGCUACAGACAGUUGCGUGUCCUCAAUCUGGCAACCUCAAAGAGCUUCGAGGAGGAACGGGAAAAACACCUCUCUAAUAUUUUGAAGCUUUCAGUAUCAUAUCCUGCUCCUUUAAUAGAUCUCAGACUCUUUUGUUCAUAAUAGACAAUGGAUGUCUCAGAUACUAUCCAAAACCCAGCAUUUCUGAAGGAAAUCAAGUCUAUGAUCAACUUACACUGUGUAUAAAAUUACAAAAAUGAGGUGGAAACAUUUGCAACAAGCACAAUACUUUAGAAUUGGUGCAGUUCAACACAACUGUUUUAAUUCAUUUGUCAUUCUAACAAUAAUGCAUUGUGCUCUCAAAGACAGUGAUAUUGUCAAGCUUUAUUAACAAUGAACAACUACACUCUUAAAAAUAGAGGUGCUUCAAAAGGAUCUUCAAGCGAUGCCAUAAAAGAACUGUUUUGGUUUCACAAAGAAACAUUCAGUCAAAGGUUCUUUAAAGAACCAUCUCUUUCUUAGCUUUUUAUAAUCUGAAGAACCUUCU